UCUUACCUGUUCCCCAUUGAUGAUUACAACCCCCUACAAUUCAAUAUGCCGUCUCCUCCACCUGCCUGGGUUCAGGCCCUGAAGCCGUUGGGUCCGCAGGGUUCCGAACUCCUCCAACACGAACGCGCGCAAUCGAAUAUUAACGUCGAAAAACUGUCCGAGUUGCUGCACACCAAGGAAAUCUUGGCUCGACAACAAAAGCUUCUGGCUCUGUUGCAGCCGGAAAAGGUCUUUGACAAGUCCCAGAAUCACACCUUGGGCCGCGUGGAACGGCUGCAGCGGUCGCUGGCCAAGGCCAAGCGUCUGCAACAGCUGGCAGAACAAAACAAAUGGUCCAUGGAGGAGCUUCACGCCGCCAACGAGCUGAUUGGCGAACCUACCCCGUAUGGAUUGCACGCAAGCAUGUUUCUGGUGACCCUCCGCGAACAGGGAAACCCCGAACAACAUAAGCUGUUCCUCGAGCGGGCGCAAAAAUACGAGAUUAUUGGCUGUUAUGCCCAGACAGAAUUGGGCCACGGAUCCAACGUGCGCGGUCUGGAGACCACCGCCACCUGGAAUCCGGACGACAAGACCUUCACCAUCAACUCGCCGACAUUGACCGCAUCUAAGUGGUGGAUUGGGUCCCUGGGUCGCACGGCGAACCAUGCGGUGGUUAUGGCGCAGCUUUACAUCGGCGGCAAGAACUAUGGCCCGCACCCAUUCGUGGUGCAGGUUCGGGACUUGAAGACCCAUGAACCGCUCGAGAAUGUCUACGUUGGUGAUAUUGGACCCAAGUUUGGUUACAAUACCAUGGAUAACGGCUUCUUGCUGUUUAACAACGUCAAGGUUCCGCAUAUUAAUAUGCUGGCCCGCUUCUCGCGAAUCGACAAGGAAACGAACAAAUACGUUCGUCCCGCACUGCCUACUCUAGUCUAUGGUACUUUGACCUGGGUACGAUCCAACAUUGUCCUCCAGGCCGGUGGGGUUCUGGCGCGUGGUGUUACCAUUGCCACCCGGUACUGUGCCGUUCGGCGGCAAUUCCAAGACCGUGAUGCGGAAGCGAACGCAGGCGAGAACCAGGUUCUGAACUAUAAGAUGGUGCAAGUCCGUCUGCUGCCCCUCUUGGCAGCCAUGUACGCUCUCCACUUUACCGGUCGCGGCAUGAUGCAAUUGUACCAGGAGAACCAGAAUCGCAUGAAGGCAGCCAGCUCACCCGGACAGGAAUCGCGGGGUGCUGGCCCCGAGGAGCUGCGGGCUGGUGCAGACCUGCUGGCGGAUCUGCAUGCCACAUCAUGUGGCCUGAAGGCUCUCGCCAGUACCACCGCCGGAGAAGGGUUAGAGGUCUGCCGCCGGGCUUGCGGUGGUCACGGAUACAGCAGCUAUAGCGGCAUUGGACCGUGGUACUCGGACUAUCUGCCCACACUGACGUGGGAGGGCGACAAUUACAUGUUGACCCAGCAGGUCGCUCGCUAUCUGCUCAAAUCUGCCCGUGCUGUCCUGUCGGGCAAGGCUGCGGACAACGACACGAGUCGUAUUCUCCAAACCUACCUCUCGCGCCGGGACAAGGGAGCUUCUUUCGACGUGCUCGAGACAGACGCAGACAUUGUGGCUGCGUUUGCAUGGCGCACCGCUCAUCUGACAUUUGAGGCGCUGAAGCACCGGGAUGCCGAGAAGCGGUCAUGGAAUAGUCUCCUGGUUGACUUCUGGCGCCUGUCGACCGCCCAUUCGCAGUAUCUUGUCGUCAAGAACUUUUAUGAGUCGGUCUCUUCGCCGCAGCUCUCGGCGGCGCUGGACCCUGAGUCCAAGACCCUGAUGCACCAACUGUUCAGGCUGUACGCCCUGCACACACUGGAGCGCGAGGCCGCUGAGUUCUUCUCCUCGGGCGCUGUCACGGUGCGCCAGAUCACCCUGGCGCGCACCACAGCGGUCAUGAAGCUUCUGGAUGAGAUCCGCCCACACGCCAUCCGACUGGUCGAUGCGUGGGCCAUUCCGGACUGGCAACUGGACUCUAGCCUGGGCCGAUACGAUGGGGCAGUGUAUGAGGAUCUGUUCCGCCGGGCCAGUCAGGAGAACCCGGUUAAUGACUUGGUGUUUGACCCGUACCCGUGGAAUGAGGCGCUCCUCAAGAACGAGCCUAAGAGCAAACUGUGA
Messenger RNA from Penicillium alfredii, 2130 nucleotides. RefSeq lists its product as uncharacterized. The transcript has 4 exons. Gene Ontology annotation, molecular function: FAD binding; acyl-CoA oxidase activity; fatty acid binding. Gene Ontology annotation, biological process: fatty acid beta-oxidation using acyl-CoA oxidase; lipid homeostasis. The annotation marks the transcript as partial. The record is from RefSeq and is a predicted model, not a curated record. Gene Ontology annotation, cellular component: peroxisome. NCBI's taxonomy places the organism in Eukaryota, Fungi, Ascomycota, Eurotiomycetes, Eurotiales, Aspergillaceae.